ACGUGACCAGGGGCGUGCAGCGGCCGCCCGGGAGGACCCGGCGAGAGGCGGCGGCGGGAGCGGCGGUGAUGGACGGGUCCGGGGAGCAACCCAGAGGCGGGGGGCCCACCAGCUCUGAGCAGAUCAUGAAGACAGGGGCCCUUUUGCUUCAGGGUUUCAUCCAGGAUCGAGCAGGGCGGAUGGGGGGAGAGACACCCGAGCUGGGCCUGGAGCAGGCGCCCCAGGAUGCAUCCACCAAGAAGCUGAGCGAGUGUCUCAAGCGCAUUGGAGAUGAACUGGACAGUAACAUGGAGUUGCAGAGGAUGAUCGCGGCCGUGGACACAGACUCCCCUCGAGAGGUCUUUUUCCGAGUGGCGGCCGAAAUGUUUUCCGAUGGCAACUUCAACUGGGGCCGGGUCGUUGCCCUUUUCUACUUUGCCAGCAAACUGGUGCUCAAGGCCCUGUGCACCAAGGUGCCCCAGCUGAUCAGGACCAUCAUGGGCUGGACAUUGGACUUUCUUCGAGAGCGGCUGCUGGGCUGGAUCCAGGACCAGGGUGGUUGGGACGGCCUCCUCUCCUACUUUGGGACACCCACGUGGCAGACAGUGACCAUCCUUGUGGCCGGAGUGCUCACCGCCUCACUCACCAUCUGGAAGAAGAUGGGAUAAGGCCACCAGCUGCCUUGGACUGUGUCUUUUCUGCAUAAAUUAUGGCAUUUUGGGAGAGGGGUGGGGAUUGGGGGCCAUGGGUGUUUUUCUUACUUUUGUAA
Messenger RNA from Hippopotamus amphibius kiboko, 748 nucleotides. RefSeq names its product BCL2 associated X, apoptosis regulator (gene BAX). The record is from RefSeq and is a predicted model, not a curated record. Bases 69 to 647 code for a protein of 192 amino acids. Gene Ontology annotation, cellular component: mitochondrial outer membrane. Gene Ontology annotation, molecular function: protein homodimerization activity; channel activity; protein heterodimerization activity. Gene Ontology annotation, biological process: intrinsic apoptotic signaling pathway in response to DNA damage; mitochondrial fusion; extrinsic apoptotic signaling pathway in absence of ligand. Lineage: Eukaryota; Metazoa; Chordata; Mammalia; Artiodactyla; Hippopotamidae. The transcript has 6 exons.